Camelina sativa (false flax) is the source of this 2658-nucleotide messenger RNA. The record is from RefSeq and is a predicted model, not a curated record. NCBI's taxonomy places the organism in Eukaryota, Viridiplantae, Streptophyta, Magnoliopsida, Brassicales, Brassicaceae.
AUGGAGGUAAAACAAGCAUUAUUCAUGAUGCACCCGGACAAAGCCCCCGGGCCAGAUGGAAUGACAGCUUUAUUUUUUCAAAAGGCUUGGACAGUUGUUAAGGAUGAUUUGGUGGCUUUGGUUAAUCGGUUUUUUGAGGAAGGUGAAUUUGAUAAAAGUUUGAAUCAAACGCAUAUCUGUCUCAUCCCGAAGGUGGCAAAACCGACCCGGAUGGCGGAGCUGCGUCCUAUUAGCCUGUGCAAUGUGGGAUACAAGAUCUUGUCUAAGGUUCUCUGUAACCGGCUCAAGUGGUUUUUACCCGGUCUAAUCUCGGAAACACAAUCAGCGUUUGUCUCGGGACGUUUGAUCUCAGAUAACAUCCUGAUAGCUCAAGAGAUGUUUCAUGGUCUGCGAACUAAUAAUUCAUGUAAGGGGAAGUUUAUGGCAAUCAAGACAGAUAUGAGUAAGGCAUACGAUAGGGUUGAGUGGGAUUUUGUGGCGGCAUUAUUACGGAAGAUGGGUUUUGCGGAGAGGUGGAUCUCAUGGAUGAUGUUUUGUAUUUCAUCGGUAGAGUACAAGGUUCUUAUUAAUGGGCAGCCAAAUGGACGGAUUGUUCCGGCACGGGGUUUAAGGCAAGGGGACCCGCUCUCCCCUUACUUGUUUAUCUUAUGCACGGAGGUCCUCAUUGCAAAUAUUCGUAAGGCGGAGGCUGAUAAGCGGAUCACUGGUAUCAAGGUAGCAAAUAAAUGCCCGCAAAUAACACAUUUGCUAUUUGCGGAUGAUAGUUUGUUUUUCUAUAAGGCGGAUAAGGAGCAAUGCGGCGUGGUCCUAGCCAUCCUCAAACAAUAUGAGGCUGUCUCAGGGCAACAGAUCAAUUUCGCGAAAUCCUCAAUCCAGUUCGGUCACACUGUCGAUGAACGGGUCCAGACGGAGCUCCAUGGGGUCCUUGGGAUCACAAAUUUGGGAGGUAUGGGAUCGUAUUUAGGGAUUCCAGAGAGUUUGGGAGGGUCCAAGACUAAGGUUUUUUCUUAUGUCAGAGACCGUCUCCAGAGUAGGACAACGGGUUGGUCAGUGAAAUUGCUAUCCAAAGGGGGCAAGGAGGUGAUGGUCAAGUCUGUUGCGACGGCCGUUCCCACUUUCGUGAUGUCUUGUUAUCGGUUGCCUAAAACGAUUACUUCAAAGCUCACCAGUGCAGUGGCAAAGUUUUGGUGGAGUUCUAAUGGUCAGUCCGGGGGUAUGCACUGGAUAGCUUGGGAAAGACUCUGCUGUAGUAAGCAGAUGGGUGGUUUGGGAUUCAGGAACGUUGAUGACUUUAACACGGCCCUUUUGGCCAAACAAUUAUGGCGGCUGAUUGAGUUUCCGGACUCGCUGUUUGCCAGGGUUUUCAAAAGCAGAUACUAUCGGAACUCGGAUCCUCUGGAUCCUAUACGGUCCUACUCCCCUUCUUAUGGGUGGAGGAGUAUCGUAUCAGCUCGAUCAUUGGUAAACAAAGGGCUUAUUAAACGGGUUGGCUCAGGUGACACCAUCUCUGUAUGGACUGAUCCUUGGGUUCCAGCUCAAUUCCCAAGACCAGCUUUAAGUAACGGUCCUUUUAAGGACCCAUCUAUUCGUUUGACACAAUUUAUGGAUUCUCAGUCGAAUUCUUGGAAUAGGGAUCGGCUCGUUGAGCACUUUGAUCCGGGGGAUGUUGCUUUGAUUGAGGCGAUCCCUUUCUCCAGCCUCCCUUUGAAAGAUUCUUUCGGGUGGCAUUUCACCAAAUCUGGUAAAUAUACUGUUAAAUCAGGGUAUGAAACGGCACGUCUGGGAAUGUCGAACACUUUCCAAGCAGUGGGUUGUGGUCCGGAGAUCACCCCACUUAUUGCUAAGGUGUGGCAGGUCCACUGUCCUCCAAAGUUAAGGCAUUUUAUGUGGCAGGUAUUGUCCGGCUGCGUUCCGGUUAAUGCAAAUUUGUGUAGGCGUGGCAUUAAUUGUGAGGUAGGCUGUACUCGGUGUGGGGCGGAGGUGGAAACCAUUAAUCAUGCUAUUUUUCGGUGUCCACCAGCUCGUCAGGUCUGGGCUCUGGCUCAUGUACCUGUCGGAUCUCUCCAUUUUCCGUCAGAAUCAGUCUAUGCUAAUGUAGAUCAUUUUUUGGGCUCUACGAAUCCGGGUUCACAGAUCCAAAUCUUUCCUUGGCUCAUGUGGUAUAUCUGGAAAGCCCGGAAUGCUCGGGUUUUUGAGAAUCAAAUGGAACAGCCUGAGGAUAUUGUGCGUGUCGCGCAAGAUGGCUCUUGGAAAGAGACAGACGCAUUUGCAGGCGCAGGAUGGGUUUGUACUUCUUCUCAGGGUGUGUCACCUAUCCUCGGCGCUACUAACUACCGGCGUAGUCUAUCUCCGUUACAUGCGGAGAUUGAAGCUUUCAUCUGGGCGAUGCGGUGUAUGAUUGGCCAUGACUUCCGGGACGUGGCUUUCUUCACAGACAGUUCGGAUUUGGUGAAGAUGGUGUCUUCCCCACAUGACUGGCCGGCCUUUGCAACCUACUUGGAGGGAAUCAAGCUGGAUCGAGAGGAGUUUUCUUCUUUCUCUUUAUCUUAUAUUUCUCGAAAUGCUAAUGUUAGAGCGGACUCUUUGGCACGUCAAGCGCGCCUAUCUCCGCUUCAUGUUUUGUUUGUAAACAAUUUUCCCCCAAAUUGGCUCAUUUGA